UGUCACGGUCACCCAGCUUUCCGGAUCCCGGACAAAGUGUGCGCGCGCUGUCAGUGUGUUUCUCCGUCGUUGCAUCACGCGUGGAAGAAAAUGCUCGCGUUCCAGUGUGGCAGAAUAUAAAUAGAACUUUCAUAGUUGGAGAACGCGAGCUCGUCGUCCCGAUUUAGAUAUUUUGGAAGAGCAAUGGUGCUAAUUAUAACCGUGAUGUAGAUCCACUCCGUCUCAGCGCGAUUCGAGUGCGGCUCUCAGUGGAGCGCGAACUGCUGCCCUUUGUGUUUAGUUGGUGUUUCGUUACAAUGGGGGACUUAUCGGAGCCGAUCAAGAAAUGCAUUCUCAUACUGAAAUCUGCGAAGAGCGACACGGAAAAGUUCGCCGCGCUCUUCAUGGUCACAAAGCUAGUGAAGGGAAAGGACUGUAACUCACAGGCCAAGAAGGCACUAUUUGAAGCCAUCGGGUUCAAGUUCCUGAAGAAGCUGCUCACCAACAACAAUGUGCAAGAAGACUGCCCUCCCGCUGUUUACAAGUCAGUGGCCCUGUCCAUCCUCACAUGCUUCUGCAAGGACCCCGAGCUGGCCACACACCCGGAGAUGCUCGCCAACAUACCAGUGUUCCUCGACAUUGUGCAGACUUCAGACAAUGACGACUAUGAUGAUAACCUAAUCAUCAUCAGUGAAGCAUACACAUGCCUCCAGUGUAUUGCUGAACAAACUGCUGGACAGAGAGCCUUGAUUGAAGUUGGCGCCAUCACAAAAAUGUCUGAAAUUUACUCGCAACAAAGCUUCCAGACUGAUGAAGCUUUGAAUAUUCUUGUGAAGCUAGUAAGCCGCUAUGGCCCUAUUAGUUGGGGUAAUGACCCAAAGCCUUUCCAUGCAUUGGUGAGCAAAAUAGCCCUGGACUUUGCCACGGAUCAGUCGGAGAGAAAAUUUGAACUCGCUACAAUAUUGAGUGCCCUUCUGUACAGCUGCAACAAAGCAACAGUGGUACCCACAGCCUCUGAAGAAACAUGGCCUCUGAGUAUUUACAAGGCACUCCAUGAUAUACUCACCAGCAAAAUAGGCAAAAACCAAAGAGAUCCUGCUCUCAAGCUUGCGGCUAAUAUUGUUGACCUUCUUGGAAUAGAGUGGACCCUCAGUGAUGAAGAAAAUCCCAAGAAAUUCUUCCUACUGCUUCUGCAACUUUGUGCUAUUGAAGUGAGAAUGCAACUGGAUGACCGCAGUUUCAAACAAGCUUUUGCUAAUGCUGAGUUGGUGACCUCUUGUUUUAUAGUACUGGAGUUAUCUAUUAAUUUUAUGGCUACUGACCAACUUGAUUUGGAACAAAAAGAAAAACAGUCUGUAUACACUAGUCUUAAAGGAGCUUUUAAUGCCAUUGUAUCAAUUUUAACUAAGGUAUCAAAUGACAAGAACCGUGAAAAGUUACCAGAUGCAGAGAAAGUGUUUGUGUGUGCCAUGGUAAGAGUUUUGGUGGCUUGGAUUGCACAGGAAACCACAGCAAUGAGGGAACAAAUCUAUGCUUUAUUACCAUUUAUUUUCACUCUUGCCAAUGACUCCUUCCAUGCAUACCGUUCAAGGAAACUUUCUGAAAAGAACAAAACUGAUGGUGAACCAAUGGAAGCAGAAGUUUGUUUAAUGGGUCAAAUAGACCUAUUGCGUUUAAUGCUUCCUGCUCUCUGUCAUCUGGUUGUUGAAGAUAAAGCCAGGGAUAUUGUUCUGAAUUUGAAGCAGGAAGAUAUUUUAUAUGAGGCAAUGAACUUCCAUUGGUCAAUAGUGCACUAUAAGAAACCCCCAGUACCAAAAUCAGAAAGAUUGAAACCCAGAACUCAACCCGAGCCUGAACUUGAUCCUGAUGUUCUUGAAGAUAUGAAAGAUUCCCGGGCUGCCAUGGUGAGCCUGUGCAACAUCUUCAUGAAUCUAACAGUACUGGCUCCCAAGGUUGUAGACAACAGCCUCUUAUUCAACACAUUGCUAAAAUUCAUUUUCAACAAUCUGCCAGAACUAAAGAAUAUCCCUGAAAAUCUUGUGCUUCAUGGACAUCUUGGAGUUUUAGGUUUGUUGUUGCUCAAGCAACUAGCAAGCAAAGUAAAGAAGAAUGACUUCUCAAUAUGCAGAUACAUUCAAGCUACUAUAAGAUUUUUGUGGGAUGCUUACAAUGUGGAUGAGUCCAAUGACCCUAAUGCCUUAGUUGUUUCUAUGUCUUACAAGGAAUACUGGAGUGAAAUUGCAGACCUGUGGUUCCUAGGCAUGCAAACCAUGAGUGGAGUUUUAGCCAUAGUGCCUUGGAUUUCCGAAUUUGCCUUAGAGAGUGGCUGGGCUGAAGGCAUAGUAGAAAUGCUAGUUAAAGUAAAAGUGGGCACCCUUCCCCCUAAUGUUAAAUCAGCCUUUGAAGACUUCCUCUGCAGGCUGGUGGAUUCCAAUGAAAAUGUUAUUGCUGUCCUGAAGAAGGCAGGCGCACUGAAGAUGUGCAGGAACCACCGCUUCAUGGACUUGGGAAAGAAACUGUUUGGAGAUUAGAAAUACUUUUUUUACGUUUGAUGCUUUCAAUGUGAAUGCCUCUUGUAAAAUUGCAAUUUUAAAAACUUAUUUCCAUUUAUACUUUUUGUACUUUACCAGGGUGUCAGUCACUCCAUUCAUGUAUACCUACUUGUAGUAGGUUAGGUGCACCUCUUAUCUUUUUCUUAGAUAGGCACCUAGGAAGUAAGUACCUACUUAAAUAUUGUGUAAAUAACAUAAAUAUGCUUCCCAGUACUAUGAAACUAUGCAUAAGUAUUUUCUUUUGUUUUCAGAAUUCAAACUAAUUUUCAGAUGUGUAACUUUUUGUACGUAACAACUUAAACAAGAUGUUUCAUAAUAAAUGUAACAUGAUGAAUAAAUGUUGAAUGGAUAUA
Messenger RNA from Plutella xylostella (diamondback moth), 2884 nucleotides. RefSeq names its product neurochondrin (gene Neurochondrin). Lineage: Eukaryota; Metazoa; Arthropoda; Insecta; Lepidoptera; Plutellidae. Gene Ontology annotation, cellular component: dendrite. The record is from RefSeq and is a predicted model, not a curated record. Gene Ontology annotation, biological process: regulation of neuronal synaptic plasticity; neuron projection development.